CUCGAUUUAUAAGUCUUGCCUAAGUCCUAGACUUGAAUGAAGCAGCCUGGCUGAAAGUCGUAUUUGCUUUUGCUUUUUUUGUUCUCUUUUCUUAGUUAGGCCCAAGAAAAUACAAGAUAUAGCUUGACUAAUAUACUAAGAUGAUAGAUAGAGACUAAAGAUGAGAGUGCAGGAUCUAGAUUUGUAACAAAUAUUCGACUUUGCUUAUGCAAAUUGUUAUGUACUUCGUCAUUUACAUACAUAAAGUUAGGGACCAAACGUGCAAUUUUAAGCAAACCAUAAGGACGAAAAACACAACAAAAUCAAACCAGAAGGAACGACCGAUCGAAGUGCAAAAAAAAAAAAAAAAAAAACAAACAUGUAAUUUUGACCAAAUGGAUUUUAGUAAUUUACUCUUUGGGGAAUUGUUCAAUGCUUUUCAUAUUUCUAACCAGACACGAUUUUAUGGAAUUUACUCUUUAGGGAAUUGUUCAAUGCUUUUCAUAUUUCUAACCAGACACGAUUUUAUGGAAUGAUCUGUUUGCUUCCCCUUUCUCUCGAAGAUCGUUUACAUUUACACGAUAUAUUUGGUGCGUUGGGACUUUGAAUCUAAGUUGACGUCUUUUAUUGGCGUUUCGCGCUUUGAUAAUCAAAGAGUUCUACCCGCUAAAUUAAAGCAUGUGUAUUUCCGUAUCAAACUCCUACUGUUCACUGCUCAAGCUCUGUUGUGAAACCCGUAACCAACUUCAAGCAAAGAAGCUCCAUUGCUUUAUAAUUAAAACCAUAGUAGAUAUCGAGACCUUUUUGCUCAAUAAUUUCAUCAGCAGUUAUCACAAAUUGGGCAAUAUUACUUAUGCACGCAAAGUGUUUGAUCAAAUUCCUCAACCAAAUCUUUUUUCAUGGAACACCAUACUUUCUGCUUAUUCGAAAUCAGGGAACCUACUGGAAAUGGAAAAGAUCUUUCAUGGCAUGCCGAAACGAGAUGGUGUCUCAUGGAACUCAGUUAUUUCCGGUUACGCUAGUUUUGGUUCUUGUGAUAAAGCAUUAAAGGCGUAUAAGUCGAUGUUAAAAGACGGAAAAUCUGUGAAUUUGAAUAGGAUUACAUUUUCGACUAUGCUCAGUUUAUCCACAAACAACGGGUUUCUUGAUUUGGGUAAACAGAUCCAUGCGCAGAUAGUAUCUCAUGGGUUUCAAUCUUACGUAUUUGUGGGUAGUCCAUUGGUUGAAAUGUACUCAAAAGCAGGUAUUAUAAACGAUGCAAGACAAGUGUUCGAUGAAUUGCCUGAGAGAAAUAUCGUAAUGUAUAACACAAUGAUUAUCAAUCUUCUCCGUAGUGGCAUGAUUGAAGAUUCAGAGCAAUUAUUUCAUCUCACACCUGAAAAAGAUUCAAUCACUUGGACAACCAUGAUUACAGGGUUUACCGAAAACGGUUUAUCCAAAAAAGCAAUCGAUAUAUUCAGAGAAAUGAGAAAGCAAGGAUUCAAUAUAGAUCAGUUCACAAUUGGAAGCAUCUUGAAAGCUUGUGGAGGAACUCUGUCUCUAAAAGAAGGUUCCCAAAUCCAUGCAUACAUCAUAAGAACUGACAUCAUGGACAAUGUAUACGUUGGAAGCUCCCUUGUUGACAUGUAUGUGAAAUGUAAACAUUUAAACUAUGCAAGAACAGUAUUCAGUAAAAUGAAAGUCAAAAACAUUGUUUCUUGGACUGCAUUGAUAGUGGGGUAUGGGCAAAACGGUCAUUGUGAAGAAGCAAUAAGGUGUUGUUGUGAAAUGCAAAGAAAUGGAAUACAUCCAGAUGACUUUACACUUGGAAGUGUCAUAAGUUCAUGUGGGAAUCUUGCUAGUUUAGAAGAAGGCGAACAGUUUCAUUGUCAUGCACAAGUUUCAGGUUUGAUUUCUUUCAUAACUGUUUCCAAUUCACUUGUAUCCUUCUAUGGAAAAUGUGGAACAAUUGAGAAAUCUAGUCAAAAGUUUAAUGAAAUGAAAGUCAAAGAUGAGGUGUCAUGGACUUCUUUGAUUUCAGGGUAUUCCCAAUUCGGUGAAGCUAAUAAAACAAUCGAUCUUUUUGAAAAAAUGUUGACUAGUCAACUCAAGCCAGAUGGAGUAACAUUUAUAGGUGUUCUUUCAGCUUGUAGUAGAGCAGGAUUAGUUGAAAAAGGUAAAAAAUAUUUCAAAUCAAUGAUUCAAGAACAUGGAAUUGUUCCAGUUUCUGAUCAUUAUAGUUGUAUGAUUGAUCUAUUGAGUAGAGCUGGAUAUAUUGAAGAAGCUAAAUGUUUUAUAAAUGAUAUGCCUUUUUCCCCUGAUGCAUUUGGAUUAUCUACAUUACUUAGUUCAUGUAGAUCUCAUGGGAAUUUUGAAAUCGGUAAAUGGGCUUCAAAGUGUUUACAAGAAUUAGAGCCUCAGAAUCCUGCAAGUUAUGUGUUGUUAUCAGAAAUGUAUGCUGCUAAAGGGAUAUGGGGUGAGGUGGCGAAUUUAAAAAGUGAAAUGAGAGAUAAAGAUAUAAGAAAAACCCCGGGGUUUAGUUGGAUUAAAUAUAAAAACAAAGUGCAUGUGUUUUCAGCUGAUGAUAGAUCAAGUCCUUAUUUAGAUAAGAUUUAUGAUGAGCUUGAGAAGUUAAACAUUAAGAUGAUAGAAGAAGGGUAUGUUCCUGAUGUAAGAUUUGCUCUUCAUAAUGUGGAGGAGAGUGAAAAGAUAAGGAUGCUUAAUCAUCAUAGUGAGAAACUUGCUAUUGCUUUUGGGUUGAUUUUUAUUCCUAAGGGUAUGACUAUUAGAGUUGUUAAAAACUUGAGGGUGUGUGGGGAUUGUCAUAAUGCAACUAAGUUGAUUUCAAAGAUCACAAAGAGAGAGAUUCUUGUGAGAGAUUUAGUUCGGUUUCAUUUGUUUAAAGAUGGAAAGUGUUCUUGUGGAGAUUUUUGGUGAUGAUUUGUUUUCGUUAUACUUGUGUUUUAAUGGAAGUAAGUAAUUUGAUUUUGUUUUUCUGUGUUUGGUUGGAUGGAUGGAAUGGAAUCACUAAGGAAUGGAAUGGGAUGAGUCUUUACCAUGUAUUUUUUUAAUAGUAUUUUAUAUAUUAUUUAGGGAAAAUUGUAAAAGUUAGCAACUUUACUCUUGAUGCAAAUAUGGGCAAUGUAUUUUCUUUUUUGCAACAAACAAGUUUAAAGAAAUAGAAAUGGAGUUAGCAUUACCUUUUAAUUGUCUCAGCUUGGAUUUAUUCGCACCGAUUUCUAAUGUUCUUUUAGUGUGCACGUUAGCAGCGCCACAUCAGUUGCCAGAUAAGCAAAAUUAAUGAGACACUUA
This is a messenger RNA of Lactuca sativa (garden lettuce), 3270 nucleotides long. RefSeq names its product pentatricopeptide (PPR) repeat-containing protein. The record is from RefSeq and is a predicted model, not a curated record. Gene Ontology annotation, biological process: RNA modification. Gene Ontology annotation, molecular function: protein binding; zinc ion binding; RNA binding. Lineage: Eukaryota; Viridiplantae; Streptophyta; Magnoliopsida; Asterales; Asteraceae.